This is a messenger RNA of Diospyros lotus (date-plum), 1056 nucleotides long. RefSeq names its product BI1-like protein. Lineage: Eukaryota; Viridiplantae; Streptophyta; Magnoliopsida; Ericales; Ebenaceae. The coding region runs from base 77 to 799 and encodes 240 amino acids. The record is from RefSeq and is a predicted model, not a curated record. The transcript is spliced from 4 exons. Gene Ontology annotation, cellular component: membrane.
GAGAGAGAGAGAGGAGAAUUGAGAAGACGAAGAAUUUGCAGAGAGAGAAUUGGGGGAAGACGAAGAAUUUGCAGAGAUGUACGGAUUCGAGAGCCUGAGAACGAAGGGGGACAUAGAGGAGGGGACGCUGUACCCAGGGGUAGGGUACGGCGAGAACCAGCUGCGAUGGGGAUUCAUCCGCAAGGUCUAUGGCAUCCUCGCCGCCCAGUUCCUCCUCACCACCGCCGUCUCCUUCGUUACCGUCCUCUACGCCCCCGUCAAUGAACUUCUCCGCGGAAACUCUACGCUCUUGCUCUUCCUCAUGUUCCUUCCUCUCUUCUUGCUUUGGCCCCUGUAUGUGUAUCAGCAAAAGCAUCCACUGAACUUGAUUGUCCUUGGCCUUUUCACUGUGAGUCUGAGCCUCACUGUUGGUGUGAGCUGUGCCGUUACAGCUGGAAGAAUUGUUCUUGAAGCCUUAAUUUUAACAUCAGCUGUGGUUGCCUCCUUAACGGGGUACACAUUCUGGGCUGCUAAGAAGGGCAAGGAUUUCAGUUAUCUUGGACCAAUCUUGUUCACCAGCCUCGUUAUCCUCCUCUUUACUGGUUUAGUCCAGAUGUUUUUCCCACUCGGAUCCACCUCGGAAGCAAUUUACGGCGGACUCAGUGCUAUAGUUUUCUCUGGCUACCUAGUUUAUGACACAGAUCAUCUGAUUAAGCGGUUCACAUAUGAUGAGUACAUCUGGGCAUCUGUCACUCUCUAUCUGGACAUCCUCAACCUGUUCCUUGCCAUUCUAAGGGUUCUGAGGCAGGCUGAUAAUUAGUUGCAUAGUGCAUCUCCAAGAAUUGCCCCAAGCAAGUUCUCCAAUGGCUGUUUACCCUGUAGUAACUGAAUGACAAUUGUGGAUGUAUAUACGCUUGGUUAAAAAGAUGCUUCUGCAGGAUUGUCUAUGAUCUGAGUACCACCAUGGGUGUUAAAUAAACUUCAAUCAAGCGUGUUAAGUAGUUUUCUUCAGAAUGAUUCAUUGUUGCUAAAUUUUACAGCUGUUUUCCUCUGUAUUGGAUUCGUUUCACCUCACUA